UAUAAAUGACCUCUUUCGAAGCAUUUUAACUUUGUACCUCUAAAUACCAUGUCUUCAAAAACCCUUCAAUGGUUAAGCCUUGUGGGUAUAAUAUGGCUUCAGUCUGUAAAUGGAACAAACAGCAACUUUCCUGCAUACUCCUCCCAACUCAAACAACUCCUUUCUAUGUCUCAAGUUCAGCUAAACAACCUUGCCUUUGCCUCAGAUGCUGGAAAACUAUUUGGCUUCUUUUCUGGAAUUGCUGCUCUUUAUCUUCCUCUAUGGCUAGUCCUCUUGAUUGGUUCAACUCUUGGUUUGGCUGGUUAUGGUUUGCAAUAUCUCUUCAUAACAAAUCAAAUUUCCUCUCUUUCUUAUGCCCAUAUUUUCUUGCUCACUGUUUUGGCUGGAAAUAGUAUCUGUUGGAUCAACACAGUUUGCUAUGUUGUUACCAUCCAGAACUUCCCUUCUGAUCGCCAAGUUGCUGUAGGAUUAACCAGUAGUUAUCAAGGAUUAAGUGCUAAAAUCUACACAGUACUUGUUGACUCCUUCACCUUUUCUCCUGUUAAAAGAGCUAAAGCCUAUCUUCUUCUUAACUCUUUAUCACCUUUACUAGUGAGUGUGGUGGCUGCACCAUUUGUUAGAGAUGUUAAUGUUGGAACUAGCACGAACAUGAAGGUUGGGUUCGUAGUCAUGUUUGUGAUAACAAUAGCCACAGGAGUCUAUGCUGUUGUCAGCAGUUUGGGAUCCGUGUCAAGUAGGUUACCUCCAUUAUGCAAUGCCAUUGGUAUCUUAGUGUUCCUGUUAGCCCCACUUGCGAUUCCAAUGGCAGAGAAGAUGAAAGAAAAGUUCUUGAAUGGAGAGAUGAAGGUGUAUAUAGAGGAGAAUGUUGGUGAUCAUGUUGAGAGAAUAGAGAGUGGGAUAAAAGUGGAAGAUGAUCAUACAAGGGAAGGUGAGGUGGGUGUGAAGGAGGAAAUUGGGGUGAUGUUGAUGUUAACAAGGGUUAAUUUUUGGUUGUAUUUCUUUGUAUAUUUGUCCGGUGCAACACUCGGGCUAGUUUAUCUGAAUAACUUGGGACAAAUAGCUGAGUCUCGUGGGUGCUCGGGGACUUCUUCUCUAGUUUCUUUGUCUUCCUCAUUCGGGUUCUUUGGCCGACUCAUGCCAUCUCUCCUGGACUUCUUUUUGUCAAAAAGUAGGUACAUGAUAUCAAGACCAGCUUGUAUAGGAGUAUUGAUGGCCCCAAUGGCAGGAGCUUUCUUCUUACUUCUCGACACAGCAAAUAUCUCCCUUUAUAUCAGCACCGCCAUCAUAGGUGUUUGUACUGGGGCAAUCACUUCCAUUUCUGUAUCAACAACAACCGAGCUUUUUGGCACUAGGAAUUUCAGUGUCAACCAUAAUGUUGUGGUUGCCAAUAUCCCUAUAGGCUCCUUCCUUUUUGGCUACUCGGCAGCACUUCUUUAUCACAGGGAAGGUAAUGAAGAUGGCAAAUGCAUGGGGAUGGAAUGCUAUAGGAGCACUUUCAUUAUAUGGGGAUCACUUUGUCUUUUUGGCACUUUCCUAGCUUUAGUCCUCCAUGCUCGCUUGAGAAAAUUCCACUCGCAUACAUAGAUUAACAAGAAAAUGAAACUUACUGUAGGAAUUGAGUUCAUGUGGAUCAAAAUUAUCAUUGA
This is a messenger RNA of Populus euphratica (Euphrates poplar), 1646 nucleotides long. RefSeq lists its product as uncharacterized. Gene Ontology annotation, cellular component: membrane. The transcript has 2 exons. The record is from RefSeq and is a predicted model, not a curated record. Bases 49 to 1584 code for a protein of 511 amino acids. Lineage: Eukaryota; Viridiplantae; Streptophyta; Magnoliopsida; Malpighiales; Salicaceae.